AUGGCGCCUUCAAGUAUCCAAGAUCUGUUUGAUGUCGACAAUCUCACCUCCAAAAGCAUCACCAAACCUGCUCCAACACAUCAGCCAACUGCGCCAGACUGCGAACUCUUCCGCCACCUAGUACCACUAGUCUUAAGUGGCAAGACAGUACAUCUCAACGCAGCCUUCAUGCCCCCUUCAAAUCUCAUCGCUUUAAAUCAUCCCUCUCCAAAGGCCCACUGGAAAGAAGACAUCGAAGCAGUGAGGGUGCUCCUGGGCAGAUACAUCAACACGGAACUUGAGGCCUCGGAUGAAGCUUCCCAGGCCUUUGGUGGCGAUAACGUCGUGACUCUCAACUGCGAACAUCCGAAUCAGGCGUUCCCUUGGCUGACGCUCCGCUCGACUGGGCUGGAAGUCAGACUCGUCCCUACAGACACGGAGAACCCAGUCGCUGCGGAUGCGGCCACUUUUGUGCCGUUUCGCAACAAUGUAGCGGGUGUCUGCGCGGCGUUUAGGCAUAAGGGAAUUCACGUUCUCGCGGACCUCACGCAACAAGUCGGUUUUACUGCCGUCGAUGUGAAAGCGUUGGGUGUCUCGGCGGCGGCGUUCAGCCUCCACAAGGGCCUCAACUCGCCGACCGGCUUCGCAGCGCUGUACGUUGACACGAAUGUCAUCAAGAAGAUCGAUCCGAUUCCAUCUAUUAUAGGGUAUGGCGGCGUCAGCAGUGUCGGCGAUUCGGAGGACUUUACGGUUCCGGAAGGCCCUGUCAUAUUUCACCCUACCGCGAAACAAUACGAGCACGCCAACAUGAGCCUCAUCUCAGCCGUGGCCGCUGGGACAUUUCUUCAGUUUGAUCUCGACGUGAUGGAGCCCAAAACUCUCGAGGAUCGCUUGUAUAGUCUUGGAGAUACGCUGCGACAAUCUUGUGCUGACUUGGGUGUUAGUGUUGUUGGGCCGAGCGAGAGGAGACACCACGCACCGCAUCUCCAUGUUCUUCAUUUGCAGGACAGGAGGUGGAUAGAUCGUUUGGAAGCGGCGGGUAUUUAA
Colletotrichum godetiae is the source of this 1026-nucleotide messenger RNA. RefSeq names its product pyridoxal phosphate-dependent transferase. The record is from RefSeq and is a predicted model, not a curated record. NCBI's taxonomy places the organism in Eukaryota, Fungi, Ascomycota, Sordariomycetes, Glomerellales, Glomerellaceae. Bases 1 to 1026 code for a protein of 341 amino acids. The transcript is spliced from 4 exons.